This is a messenger RNA of Solanum pennellii, 1711 nucleotides long. Its product is annotated as vicilin-like seed storage protein At2g28490. The record is from RefSeq and is a predicted model, not a curated record. The transcript has 5 exons. Lineage: Eukaryota; Viridiplantae; Streptophyta; Magnoliopsida; Solanales; Solanaceae. The coding region runs from base 62 to 1507 and encodes 481 amino acids.
ACCUAAGUCAUAAGUAAACCAAAAACUAAACUUACUGGUAGUUUUUUUGUCCCGAGUUAAAAUGGAAGAUAGAAGGACAUUGUUGCUUCUAGUGCUAGUACUUUUCUCUGCACUUGUAUCGUCUGUUAGUGCCAAUGAAGAGGAAGAAAUCGAGCAAAGGACACAAGGAGAAAAAUGGUUUGUGUUACGUCAGUUACAUAAUGUUGUGCAAACUGAUGCAGGGUCUAUGAGAAUGGUGAAGGGUGGUUAUCGAAGGGAUUCAUUUCUACAUAGUCCAAUGCAUAUUGGUUUCAUCUCCAUGGAACCAAAUAGUCUCUUCAUCCCUCAAUACCUUGAUUCCAAUCUUAUCCUCUUUGUUCACCACGGGGAAGCGAGAGUUGGACACAUCCAUAGCGGUGAAUUAGUGGAAAGGCAUUUAAAGCAUGGAGAUGUGUAUACAAUUCCUGCUGGAUCAGCUUUCUAUUUGGAGAAUAGACUUGAAAAUCAGAGACUUCGCAUAAUUUGUAGUAUUGAUAUUACCUCAGAAUCCAUGGGAUGGCAUGCUUUCCAGUCUUUUUUCAUUGGCGGUGGAACUCAUACUGCAUCCGUCCUUGCUGGAUUUGAUCAUAACACAUUAGCAACUGCUCUUAAUGUCUCGCCGGAAGAAUUACAAACGUUUUUGACCAGGCAAACUUCCGGUCCAAUUGUGCAUAUAUCUGGUUCUCAUCACAAAAAUAUGUGGUCCGAAUUCUUGGCCCAAGAACCCCAACAAAAACUAGCUCACUUGAAGAGGAUUGUGAAUUUUGGUGAAGAAGCUAGCCCAAAAGAGGAGAAAUCAACAUGGUCGUUGAGGAAAUUUUUGUUUAAUUUAGUAAACAGAGAAAAUGUUGUCAAUCAUCAUCAUCAUAAAGCUCCAUCAGUAUACAAUCUCUACAAGAAGAAGCCCAAUUUCAAGAACCAUCAUGGAUGGAGCAAGAAUGUGGAUUCGUCUGAUUAUUCUCCUCUAGAACAAUCUGGCAAUGGCGUUUACCUUGUCAAUCUAUCUCCGGGAUCCAUGAUGGCACCUCAUGUUAAUCCAUCAGCGAUAGAGUAUGGAGUAGUGUUGAAAGGGACCGGUAGGAUUCAAAUUGUGUAUCCAAAUGGGACUUUAGCAAUGAAUGCCAGAGUACAAGAAGGGGACGUUUUUUGGGUGCCAAGGUACUUCCCAUUCUGCCAAAUUGCUUCGACAAAUGGUCAUUUUGAGUUCUUUGGCUUCACAACAUCAGCAAGGAGGAAUCAUCAACAGUUCUUGGUGGGUAAGAACUCACUGAUGCAGAGCUUACGAGGGCCUGAAUUUGCAGCUGCAUUUGGAAUUGAUGAGAAAAGGCUUAACAGGAUUGCCAAUGCUCAACACGAACAAGUCAUAUUGCCUGCAUCGUGGUGGGAUUCAUCACAAGACAAGGCAUCAGAGCCAGAGAGGAAGAAGAGGACCAAUUUUGAGAGGAUUGUGGGGAGCUUAGGCAGUGACAUGAUCAUGGGUUUUGAUUAAUUUAAUUUGUUUAGUAAAAAUUGUUGGAAAUUUUGUUUAUCCAACAAUAAAUCCAGUUUGAGUUUUGGCCUGAAAGGUAGAUGCCAAUACAUUUUUUUGGUUUUUUUUUCUUUCUUUCUUAAGAUUGCAUUUUCAUUCCUUUGUUGUCUUGGAGUCAUUCGACUGUGAGUUUUGAAUAAAAAGGAUUUUCCUUUUCGGGUUCUA